UAGUUGACUUCAUUGUGGUAAACAACAGAACAAAUUAAUCAGCUCAACAUGUCUCUCAAGGUCGUAUUCCUGUUGGCCAUCCUUGCCGUUGUCGCUGCUGACCACGGAUUCUCCUCUCAAUACAUCCACAAGCAUGACGGUCACCAUGAAGUAGUGUCUCACGGGCACGACCAUCAUCAUCAUGACUACUAUACUGUUCCCAAAUACGAGUUCGAGUACAAGGUGGACGACCACCACACCGGCGACCACAAGGUGCAGCACGAGAAGCGCGACCAUGACGUCACCGACAGCGACUACAAGACCAAGAUUGAGCACAUCGUCCCGCACCACCAUCACUAG
Manduca sexta (tobacco hornworm) is the source of this 339-nucleotide messenger RNA. Its product is annotated as histidine-rich glycoprotein. The coding region runs from base 49 to 339 and encodes 96 amino acids. NCBI's taxonomy places the organism in Eukaryota, Metazoa, Arthropoda, Insecta, Lepidoptera, Sphingidae. The record is from RefSeq and is a predicted model, not a curated record. The transcript has 3 exons.